AGGUGUGGGGAGAGGGCUGGCCAGGGCGCGCAAGCGCAGACCUCAGCUGUGCUUGGCCGAUACUUGGCGAGACGCCUGUCACAUGAGCCGCGCGCCAGCUCGGCUCCCUCUCCUCCCCGCAGGGCUGUGAAUGAAGCUCUGCAGGCUACGUGGGGCGCUAGCUCAACUUGGUGUUCAGGACGCCAGAGCCGGCUGAGCACUUGGCCCGCCAGCAGCGGACACGGGCUCCACCGCUCUCGACCUCGGCAACAGAGCAAAUCAGUUUCCUGGACUGCCAAGUGAAGCUGUACGUGUGCCCCUGUGAUAACGUCAGUGUAAGCUACCUCGAAUAAGUGAAGGAAAUCAGAAGUGUGGAGCAUAAAAUCCAGGUUGGGGCUUGAGCAUCUGGCAGAAACUAAGACCACAUUGCUGCUGUUCCAUCUACAUCCAGGUCAAGCCUCCCUACGAAAGUGGGGGGGGCUCUGAGAAACUCUGAGUCUCUGACCCCAACGUGGGAGUGGAUAGGAUCAAUAUGGCAAUGUGGCAGGGAGCCAUGGAUAAUAGAGGCUUUCAGCAGGGGUGUUUCAAUAGCUUCCAGAGCAGCUCUGGUGAUGAAGACUUGAUGGACAUACCAGGGACAGCUAUGGAUUUCUCUAUGAGAGAUGAUGUUCCUCCCUUAGAUGGAGAAAUAGAAGAGGACAAGUCAUACAAUGGUGGAGGAAUAGGUACUUCAAAUAGGAUGAUGGAUUUCUUGGAGGAGCCAAUCCCUGGUGUGGGGACCUAUGAUGAUUUCAAUACAAUUGACUGGGUGAGAGAGAAGUCUCGAGACCGGGAUAGGCACCGAGAGAUUACCAAUAAAAGCAAAGAGUCAACAUGGGCCUUAAUUCACAGUGUGAGUGAUGCUUUUUCUGGCUGGUUAUUGAUGCUACUUAUUGGGCUUUUAUCAGGUUCCUUAGCUGGCUUGAUAGACAUCUCUGCUCAUUGGAUGACAGACUUAAAAGAAGGUAUAUGCACAGAAGGAUUGUGGUUUAACCAUGAACACUGUUGCUGGGACUCUGACCAUGUCACCUUUGAAGACAAAGACAAAUGCCCAAAGUGGAAUAGCUGGUCCCAGCUUCUCAUCAGCACAGAUGAGGGAGCCUUUGCCUACAUAGUGAAUUAUUUCAUGUAUGUCCUCUGGGCUCUCCUUUUUGCCUUCCUUGCCGUAUCUCUUGUCAAGGUGUUUGCACCUUAUGCCUGUGGCUCCGGAAUCCCUGAGAUAAAAACUAUCUUGAGUGGUUUUAUUAUUAGGGGCUAUUUGGGUAAAUGGACCCUGAUUAUCAAAACCAUCACAUUGGUGCUGGCAGUGUCUUCCGGCUUGAGCCUGGGCAAAGAGGGCCCCCUAGUGCACGUGGCUUGCUGCUGUGGGAACAUCCUGUGCCAUUGCUUCAACAAAUACAGGAAGAAUGAAGCCAAACGCAGAGAGGUCUUGUCGGCUGCAGCAGCAGCCGGUGUAUCUGUUGCCUUUGGGGCACCUAUUGGCGGAGUAUUAUUCAGCCUAGAAGAGGUCAGCUACUAUUUUCCCCUCAAAACGCUGUGGCGUUCGUUCUUUGCUGCCUUGGUGGCAGCAUUUACUCUACGCUCAAUCAAUCCAUUUGGGAACAGCCGUCUGGUUCUAUUUUACGUGGAGUUUCACACCCCAUGGCAUCUCUUUGAGCUUGUACCAUUUAUUCUGCUGGGCAUAUUUGGCGGUCUGUGGGGAGCUUUAUUUAUCCGCACAAACAUUGCCUGGUGUCGGAAGCGUAAGACCACCCAGUUGGGCAAGUAUCCUGUCGUAGAGGUACUUGUCGUGACAGCCAUCACUGCCAUCCUGGCUUUCCCCAAUGAAUACACCCGAAUGAGCACAAGUGAGCUCAUUUCUGAACUAUUUAAUGACUGUGGUCUUCUCGACUCCUCUAAGCUCUGUGAUUAUGAGAACCGUUUCAACACAAGCAAGGGGGGUGAACUGCCUGACAGACCUGCUGGUGCGGGAGUCUACAGUGCCAUGUGGCAGCUGGCCUUGACACUCAUAAUGAAAAUUGUUAUUACUAUAUUCACCUUUGGCAUGAAGGUCCCUUCUGGCCUCUUUAUCCCUAGCAUGGCUGUCGGUGCUAUAGCCGGUCGACUUUUAGGAGUAGGAAUGGAACAACUGGCUUAUUACCACCAUGACUGGGCCAUCUUCAAUAGCUGGUGUAGCCAAGGAGCUGAUUGCAUCACUCCUGGCCUUUAUGCAAUGGUUGGGGCUGCAGCCUGCUUAGGUGGGGUAACUCGGAUGACUGUUUCUCUCGUUGUCAUAAUGUUUGAACUAACUGGCGGCUUGGAAUACAUUGUGCCUCUGAUGGCUGCAGCAAUGACAAGCAAGUGGGUGGCAGAUGCUCUUGGGCGGGAGGGCAUCUAUGAUGCCCACAUUCGUCUCAAUGGAUACCCCUUUCUUGAAGCUAAAGAGGAGUUUGCUCAUAAGACCCUGGCAAUGGAUGUGAUGAAACCCCGGAGAAAUGAUCCUUUGUUGACUGCCCUUACUCAGGACAGUAUGACCGUGGAAGAUGUAGAGACCAUAAUCAGUGAAACCACUUACAGUGGCUUCCCAGUAGUGGUGUCCCGGGAGUCCCAAAGGCUUGUCGGUUUUGUCCUCCGAAGAGAUCUCAUUAUUUCAAUUGAAAAUGCUCGUAAAAAACAGGAUGGAGUUGUGAGCACGUCCAUCAUUUAUUUCACUGAGCAUUCUCCUCCAAUGCCACCAUACACUCCACCCACUCUAAAGCUUCGGAACAUCCUGGAUCUCAGCCCCUUCACUGUGACUGACCUUACCCCUAUGGAGAUCGUCGUAGAUAUCUUCCGCAAGCUGGGACUGAGGCAGUGCCUGGUUACGCACAAUGGACGACUGCUUGGAAUCAUUACUAAGAAGGAUGUGCUAAAGCAUAUAGCACAGAUGGCGAACCAAGAUCCUGAUUCCAUUCUCUUCAACUAGAAUCACAGGGUUGUGCUAGAUACAAAACAGAAAGGACAUUGCAGACCGUGGAUAUAUUUUAUUAACUGGGUACCCAAAACACAUUUCCCAUAUCUGGAUGGUGAAGUUAUAAUAGUGUAUUGUCUCUUUCCUACAAGUUAACCAGUUGCACUACAUAAUAAUUUCUGGAAAUUAAUCUUCUCUUUAGGAGAAAACACAGGCUUCUGUGGUAUUGCAUUAUGAAGAUUUCAUGAAAGAGUAAACAAGAUUGCUAUGGUUUAAUUCUUUUUUCUUUUUUUUAAAGAUUUUUUAAAAAUUUAAAACAUAAUUUUUAGCCAAUAUGCAAUCAUUGAAAACUAUGCAAGAAAAAUUCUGACCAUCCUAACUGAUAGCCUGCAGGAAACUCAUGAAAAAGUCACUUUUUUUUGGACUCUAACUAUCAUUGGUGGAAGAUGAAGUGUAAACUAAGGGGCUUUGCUUUUCCAACCACAGAAAAGAAAGCCAGAAGGAAAAUAGUAAUGAUAUUUUCCAGACUGUGAAAAUUCAGUUCAAAUGUUAACUUGUUCCUGUUACAAUAUUUAGCAUUAUUAGUUUGUGUGUGUAUGUGUAUGUUAAUUUUAAUAUCUGAUUAUAAGACAAUGCUGCUUGGUUAAUCUCCUCUAAAUGAAUUUAGAGAGGUUGAUUUUUUAGCUUGCUUGUUCCUGGUACUCUUUUGAAGUGCACAAAGAAAAGUUAUAGAGCUUUCUCCUUGUCUGCAAGAAGGGUAAUUUUCCAGAUGGUAUUAGUUAGCUAGUAGACAAGGAUUUUGCCAUGAAUUUGUUAAUAGCAAGGAAUGAUUUCUCCAGAUUAAUGAUUAGUGAAGUUCUAAGGAAAGUCAAUGACUAGGAAUUUUAAAUUUUGUGAGGUUCCAACUCAUCCUCUUACCCAGAUGCCACCUCCAUGAGUUAUGGUGCUUUAGGCUUCUGGAAUAUGUAAGAAUAAUAAAGGGAACCAGACUGCAUACUGGUAAACUAGGGAAGAUUCUAAGCUGUAUCUGCAUUCUCAUGCAUUCCUUCAUAAAGACCAAUAGUACUAAAAGAACUGGACACCCAUGCCUCCUCCCAGUGUUAAGUACGUAGAACAGGCCAGUGUUUUCCUGUGAACAUGAAUUUGGGCUUGGGGUACUUUCAAAUAUAUUCAAGGCAUUGGAACACAAUAGGCAGCUGUGACUCCCUUGAGGCUUCUUAGAAUUCUAAAAAAAAAUGCAGAACCAUCCUAAGACCCAGGGGUGUGGACGAGGCCUGGCGACACCAAAGGUGCUUGUAUCCAAUUGAAAAGGUGCCUGUCUGAAUUUCCUAUCACUUUAACUGCAGUAGAAAACAUCACAGUCUAGGGACACCUGGUGGAAUUACAGAGCCACCACCAUCAUUCCGACCACUGUUUCAUUUUCUACAGUUUUACCUACAUGCAGUUAUUCCCUCCCCCAUUCUUUGCCCCUUCCCACUCCUCAGUCCCGAGUUAUUCAUUCCUAUUACAAAAAUAACUCCCAGGGCUAGUUAAAUUGUAAACCAAGCCUCAGUAAUAUUUUGGGACGUGGACCAGAGGUAACACACAGCCAUUGGCUUUGUUCUGUAACCUAGUCACUGCUAUCAUGCCUCAAUUUCCACACCAAUGCCCACAGCAGUGAGACUUAACUGCCAAGGGUGAAAGUUCAGCCUUUCCCACUCUACAAGUCUGUUCCCAGCACUUCUCUCCAUCCUUCCAGCCUGGAAUCAGCAGUCACUCAGCAUAUCCUUCCCAGCCCUCCACCUGCCCUCCCCAAAUACUUCAUACCUCAUUUUAAAAGCUGCUGAUCCCAGAUUCUAGGAUUUUUUUUAACCCUUAGUUCUUAUCUUUCCCAAAUCUGAAAUUAUGUUAUUGCCCAGAACUAGGUAGUCAAGGCUUAUUUUGACUUUUAUCUUUAAAAUGUCAAAGCAGUCACCAGAGUUUCUUAUUUUAAGUAUAUCACUCUAGCAUUUUAAUGAAAAAAACAACAACUCUAGGAUAUAUUUUAUGAUAGUCAUGACUCAGUAACUUUAUAUCUUUUGUCCCUUCCACGCCACUGAUUCCCUCGCAUGAGAUGUGGCUAUUUUGCCUGACCACCCCUGUAUAUUGUGUAGAAGUCAAAGUUCUUAUCUGUAUAUUUCUGAUUCACUACCUAUCUUAUUAGCUACCCAACUAAAGUUUGCAAACAGGAAAUGUUAGUAUUUCUGGUAUUUGAUGACAAUGAAAGGUUUGGUUGCAUUUCAUAGUGCAGCAAUCAUAUGGAGGGGUGUCUAAGUUUGCCUUUGCAUUUCUUCUAGGCUCUGUUUUUAAUUUUAGACAGAUGAGCCAGUGUUAAGGUGCUACUUCAGAGACUAAAUUCAAGACAUCAGAUAACACUGUGCCAAGGUAAACUUUCUAAAUGCUAAGAACGGAUUGGCCCUCCAGAGAAUAAUAUCCCUUUGAUACCUCACCCUGAUAAAUCUCAUCCAUUAACCUCAGCUUCUCAGGAAUCCUCGUAACUCAUAUGCUAGAAAUAGCUGUAGUGUAUAAUAUCCAUUAUGUAUCUAAUCCUAUGGUUUGGCUCACAGGUUGGUUAAUUGUGGCUAGAGCUCCCUGCUAGACUGCUAACGCAGCACCUCCACACUCAGAGUUUCUUGUCUUGAGACAAACGAAAAUGUUCUUUCUGACAUUGCUAAUUUAGCAGUUGGACAUACUUAACCAACAAACAAAGCUGAAUUAGGGAGAAUCUGUCAGUAGCCUCAAAUGGCCACAGACCUCAAUGGCAAAGACUACAUAUUCUGUGAUUAAAAAUGAAUAUGAGUUGAAACUAGUCUAUUUUGAUAUUUAAAAAAGAAAAUUGCCUGACACACGGGAAGAAUUUACAAAAGAAUGUCAAUAAGUACUUUAGGAUUUUCCAAGGAAUAAUAUCUGGUAGACAUCCAGUCAUGAAAGGAGUGAGAGUCUAUAGAUUUGUAAAAGUCUGCUAUAUUUUGUAUCUUGAGAUCUUCAAUGUAAAAAGUUAAAGAAGCCCAACCAGUUAAUGGAUGAUUAGUUAUACCAUUGGACGGAAGAAGUAGGGAACUGCAAAUGCAAAAUAAUGGCCACUUUUAAGAUCAUUUAUAUUUAGAAGUUUGUUCAGAUGCUCUGCUCUUUUCUGGCUCCAGCAUCCUUCUGGCUCAGCCCAACUGUGGAGCAGAGGUGGUAUAGUUCAUAGAACAGAUAUCCUCUGGUGAAUAAUCUGACAUUGACAAUACUUUGGAUUUGCCAAUUGGCAGAGCAAAUGAUUAAUUUGCUGAUUUAACUGUAAAGCACUUCAAUUGUUUUGGCACCAAAGCUAAAUCUGAAAGCUUUACAGGAAGAGCAGAGCACAGUAUAAAUUUCUCUGGCCAGCCUUCAAUUGUAUUUAAACAUCAGAAUGAUAAAGUAAUGGAGACUUAGUGUGAUCUAAGGCUGUGAAAUAAUUCUCAAUAAUGUGAUGAACCUGUUCAGGUGUGUGGGUGAGCAAAUAUGUUUUUAAAAACUUGGCAUGCAAUAGAGCCCAUCAUGAAACAUAAUUGUUGCUCUAUGUUUUAAGUAUUUAAAUCACUCAUCACAGUUGGGUCUUAAUAUUGGUUUGUUGUUUUGGGGGGGUGAUGAGAAGGAAAGUGUACUUGUUACCCCACAGUAUCUUUAAAAAAAAAAAAAUCAUAAGGAGUGCAAUUUUUGAAGCUGAGUUUUUUAAUGAUUGUGAAAACAAUACAGAGAAUUUGAAACAGCCAGUGUGUUUUAUAUUGCCAAAGUACUUACUGAUGACUGACCACAUUAUACUGUGAAGAAUUGAUUUAUCUGCAUUGGAUCAGAGCCAAAUAUAGGCAAUCCAUCAGUUCAGAGAAAGCAGGAGAGCAUCUUUCAUGGUAGUGCGUAGAGUAUCGAGCUCUUGAAAACCGUGAGAAAAGUUAGGAAUUUAGAAAGUAAAUGGGAGGUAGAAUAUUGAGUCUUUUAAAAAAUAAAUGUCAAUAUAUGUGCUCUGAACUUAAGCAUCCUAAAACCUUGACUUUUCUUUAACCACCUCUGGGAUGCCUAGAUUCCCUUUAGAGAGGGAAUGGAGAGUCAUGGCAGUGGAAAAGCCCUGGUAAGAAAACAUAUGAGUUUAUGUAAGAUGGUGGAAGGAAGGCCAGCCACACAUCUUCGCAUUUAAAAACUGCUUGAUCAUGUGCCUCAAGGGAAGGAAAAGUGAAAUAGUCUCCCAAAGACCAGCAUUUAGAGUGAGUCUAAUUUUAUGGAAAGGGCUGACAUAAGACAAGACAUCUGCUCAUGAAGGUGGGAAGCCACUACUGCCAUUGCCUAAAUGAUAUGCUUUAGGGAGAUUGUCUUGAAUUUUUACAGCAAAAUAUUUUAAAAUCUAUAUUUUUAGCCUCCCCAGUAUGUACUUAUUGUAUAUUAGAAAGAAAAGGUGAGGGUUUCUCAGAUCAAAGCUCAAGGAGCUGUGUAAAUUUGAUGUGAAAUAAGUGUAGUGUUCCUGUGAUGACCACAGGGCUUUUGCUCUGCUUCAAUUUCAGUUGUUUGCUCCAAGGAGAGAAGUUCUUGGAAUAGUAGGUGUUAGCAAAUUCAGGUUAUUUCCCAAACGUUUGCUGGCCCCAGUCUCAUUUCUAAAUAUCUGGACCUGGGCAAAGUUUUCAAGUGAUGUAGGGAACAGAAUUGGUUUUUCCACUUUGUAAUCUGGUUUUGCCAAAUCACCUAAGAAAGAAAGAAUUUGAUGUGUGGAGUUUGCGUGUCUUGCAUGGGGCCUAUUGAGUCACCCAGCCCAAUCCCACAGUCAUAAAUUCCUACCUCUAAGUUCCUGCCAAAGGGUCUUCAGCCUCUGUUUGCACACUCAUUGAAUAAAUGCCUUGGUUAAAGAAAGGCACAUGAUAGUAUAAAAUUAUGAGGGUUUAAAAAAAUGAUCUCUGCCUUUCUUUUUUUCACCGUCUAUCCCACUUUGUCUCCCUCUCUUUUUUCCCUUCUCUCUCUCUCUUUCUCUCCCGCCUCCUCUAAGUUCAAAAUUUUCUCAGUUGUUACAGGCAUAUUGUUUCAAAUGUGGGCCUUGGAGAAAAGAGAGGAUCAUUCUGAAC
This is a messenger RNA of Miniopterus natalensis, 8034 nucleotides long. RefSeq names its product Cl-/H+ antiporter 5 (gene CLCN5). Gene Ontology annotation, cellular component: synaptic vesicle; early endosome; plasma membrane. The record is from RefSeq and is a predicted model, not a curated record. Gene Ontology annotation, biological process: chloride transport; transmembrane transport. Gene Ontology annotation, molecular function: voltage-gated chloride channel activity. Lineage: Eukaryota; Metazoa; Chordata; Mammalia; Chiroptera; Miniopteridae.